GUUGUUGGUAGCCAAGAUGUUUGUAACUUAACGUAAUGUAAAUGAAUGACUUUUAGCUAGCUUAUUUGUCAUUAGUAAAAUAUUCCUAUAAUAUGAGCGAUCUUACAGAAUAAAUGGGAAAUAUGACUUACUGACGCAAUUUCAUUUGACUUUAUCACACAGGUUAGACUGCUUUGAAGAUGAGGCUGAAGCUGAAGCUCAAGACCGUGUUUGUGCUUUACUUCAUGGUCUCUUUGCUGGGGCUCGUCUAUGCCUUGAUGCAAUUAGGCCAGCGUUGCGACUGCACAGAACAUGACAUCAUUAAAGAUAGAACCAUUUCUCGAUUGCGGGGUGAUCUGCACAAAUUGCAGGAAGAGGCGAAGAGGUCUGACCCUACUAAAGCUCCCAAGAAGACAAAUCUUCCCCCCAUUUAUGUCAUAACACCCACCUAUGCCAGGUUGGUGCAGAAGGCGGAGCUAACGCGCCUCUCGCAGACCUUCCUGCACGUGCCUCAGCUCCACUGGAUCGUGGUGGAGGACUCGGACCAGCCCACGGCGCUGGUGCGCAACCUGCUCGCCGAAUCGGGCCUGGCCUACACGCAGCUGCACAUCCUCACCCCCAAGGAGAGGAAGCUCCAGGAGGGUGACCCCAGCUGGCUGAAGCCACGCGGUGCAGAGCAGAGGAACGAGGGCCUGCGCUGGCUCAGGGAGAUGGCCUCAACCAGCAGGGGGCAGCAGGGAGCUGCUGCGGACAGCGGAGUGGUGUACUUUGCCGACGAUGACAACACAUACAGCGUGAAGUUGUUUGACGAGAUGCGAGACACUCGAGGUGUGUCCGUCUGGCCUGUCGGCUUAGUGGGCGGAAUGCGCUUCGAGAGUCCGGUAGUGGACGGUGGGAAGGUCAUCCGCUUUCACACUGGCUGGCGCCCCAAUCGUCCAUUCCCAAUUGACAUGGCUAGCUUUGCCGUGUCUUUGCACCUUGUUGUGACCAAUCCUGAUGCCGUGUUUGAUGGGGAUGCUCAGAUGGGCUUCCUGGAGAGUAGCUUUUUGCAGUCAAUUAUUACGAUGGAGGAGCUCGAGCCAAAAGCAGAUAUGUGCACUAAGGUUCUGGUGUGGCACACUCGCACCGAAAAGCCAAAGAUGAAGAGGGAAGAUGCCUUGCAUAAGCAGGGUUUGGGCUCCGAUCCCAACGUGGAAGUGUAAAAUGCACCUGGAGCUCUUUGUGUGGCAUCACACUCCUGCCCUCUCUCAUCCAGCCACCACUGCAGACGGCCACGUGGCGCAACACUAAAGAGGAGAGCGGUUAUGAACACACACUCAGAAUGCUGAGGAACACGAACACCAGAAAAAUAACUCUGCAAGUUUCACCGUCACAUGUUUUUAUGCCAAACAGGUUAUAGUGUUACAAGUCCUGUAGUUGCAGAUGCAAGUAAGAAAAUGUUACUAAUACUACUAAUAAUAGUAUACUAAUAGUAUUCCCCUCAAAAGCAUAGUUAAUUAAGUCUUAGAAAGAAAAGAAGAAGGAACGCUUUUCUGGAUCAGAAAAUGUUUGCUGUAGUCAUCAAAUCAGGGUGCUCUUCAAAAAGGGCCUAGGAUAACAUUGAAAAAGCAGAAAAAUUGAGACACUCCUGAUCAAUUUAAAAAGCCUUUAAUCAAAAAUUUCUACAUGACAUUAAAAAGUCUUCUUCCUGGAAAUUGGAAUCCAGAAACAGUUAAUCUAAAACUACAAUUUUAAGCAUUGUCUAUAUAUAACUUUGGUUUCUGUCUUGGAAAUCAACCCCCGCUCCAUACCGUAUCAAUACUGUAAAAUGCAAGACUAAUGGUUCAUGAGAAAUUAUUUAUUAUGGGAAAACUAUAUAUAUAUUUAAGUCUGAAUGUUUUGCUUGUGAAUGUAUAUGUUUGUAGUGUGUUGCUAUUGUGUAUAAGCCAUAAAGACAAAUCUAGGUAUUUUGUAGGUAUGUGGACAGUAAACUGGAAGUACUUGUACAGUCUUAAUCUGCACAUAUUGUUUUACUGUGCUAUGUGUAUAGUAAGCAAUUCCUUAUAUAAAAAAGUAAUAUUUCUCUGUACAUUGAUGUCUAGAUAUACACCAUUCGGCGUAAUCUGGAUUCUGGGUAUUUUGAAUGAGCCUUGAUCUUUUUUUAUUAUUAUUAUUAUUAUCAUGUUAUUGAUAUGGGUUGUCACACGGUUACCGCCUAUACUUCCAAACUAGCUGAUUGGCCGGCCAGAAAGCUGGAGCUUGGCGUCUUUGUUGAGUUACGUGACUGUAACUCCGCUGGGGCCAGAGCUAAGAUGCAGUCUGGCAGCACUAGGCUGUGAGUUCUACCGAUUCUGCACCAUUUUAUCGUCAUGUCUGUCAUUGUUGCCUUCUUUUGCCUUAAAGUAGAACAUGAGUAUGAGAAUAAUGUAAUGUGUACAGUAUAAUGUCUUUAUUUUGUAAAAUACAUGGGCAUAACUCUAAAUACAUUUCUGUUUGAACAAAGUG
Molecule: messenger RNA, 2463 nt
Organism: Sardina pilchardus (European sardine)
Lineage: Eukaryota; Metazoa; Chordata; Actinopteri; Clupeiformes; Clupeidae
Gene: b3gat3
Product: beta-1,3-glucuronyltransferase 3 (glucuronosyltransferase I)
Exons: 6
Coding region: 180-1181 (333 amino acids)
Biological process (GO): carbohydrate metabolic process; chondroitin sulfate proteoglycan biosynthetic process
Cellular component (GO): Golgi membrane
Molecular function (GO): galactosylgalactosylxylosylprotein 3-beta-glucuronosyltransferase activity
Source: RefSeq, a predicted model, not a curated record